Molecule: messenger RNA, 1329 nt
Organism: Parnassius apollo (apollo)
Lineage: Eukaryota; Metazoa; Arthropoda; Insecta; Lepidoptera; Papilionidae
Source: the annotation of a GenBank genome assembly
AUGGAAACGCGCAGUACGCCUCUCGAAAAUCGACCGCGACUUCCCCGCAUAGCCCUAAGCAAGCGGAAUCGGGCUGUCGUGAGGGCUCUGAACCCAAUGCUGGUGACCUAUUUGGAAGCCAGCCGGGACCUUUGCGAGACGGACUCAAUUCUAUUUGGCGCCGCACUGCCAGUCUGCCGUAUUAUAGGCGCCAAACUUUCCACGGCUGGACGCACUACUGGACAAAGUAGUGCUAUCCCAGCCUGGAGAACAAGAAUUGAAGAACGUAUCGCAAAGGCUAGGGCCCUCAUCGGCAGACUGAUAUGCUUCAGGUCAGGCAAUACCAGGCCAAGGAUUGUGCGCACCGUCAGGAUGGCGUUUGCUGGGACAAAUGUUAGUUUGUCCCAGCCGGAUAUAAUGCAAAAACUGACGGAGCGCAUAGACGACCUGAAGCAGAGAAUCGCUGCUUGGGGAAAGCGAAUUCGGCGAUAUACCGAGAGGUCGACACGGUUCAACCAGAAUCGUCUCUUCCAGAGUGAUCAGAAGAGGCUCUAUAAAUCAUUGGAGCGACCAAUGGUAAGUGGAACGGGCCCAGUACCGAAUCAGGCCGACACGGUCGCAUUCUGGCGCAGCCUGUGGUCAGAGCCCGUAAACCACAACGAGGGCCCUUGGACGGAAGUUGUGGCGAGUCAGUGUGCGGGUAUUACGCCCAUGGACCCCGUCACCAUAACGCCGGGUGACGUAGCUGAGGCGGUCCGUAGGGCCCCGAACUGGAAAAGUCCGGGACUCGACGGGCUGCAUCACUACUGGCUGAAGGGCCUGAAAAAAGAAGAACUCCAAGCAAGGGCCCUUCGCACUGCCCCGGCGCACCUCGCAUCCCACCACCACCCAACGAACCAGAGGCACCGGUUCAACCAGAAUCGUCUCUUCCAGAGUGAUCAGAAGAGGCUCUACAAAUCAUUGGAGCGACCAGAGGUAUGUGGAGCGGGCCCAGGACCGGAUCAGGCUAACACUGUCGCAUUUUGGCGUGGCCUGUGGUCAGAGCCCGUAAACCACAGCGAGGGCCCUUGGCCGGAAGUUGUGGCGAGUCAGUGUGCGAGGAUUACGCCCAUGGACCCCGUCUUCAUAACGCCGGAUGACGUAGCUGAGGCGGUCCGUAGAGCCCCGAACUGGAAAAGUCCGGGACUCGACGGGCUGCAUCACUACUGGCUGAAGGGGUUCAUGGUGUGUCACGCUGUGCUCGCCCGUCAGUUUCAAGAGGCUCUCAACCAGAAGUCGCUCCCUAGCCUCUUCACUACUGGGAUCACUCAUUUGGUUCCUAAAGACCAGAUAGAAAGUGAUACAGAGUAG